AUGCCAGUGGAAACAAACGCAUCAGUUGUUUUUAAUGAAUUAGAAGACAAAAAAGGUUCUUUAGAAUUUGAUACUGUAGGCAUGGAUGAAGAUGCUCAAGGAGCUCCACAGUAUCCAUGCAAUGCGGAUGAUUUGUUUGAGAUUCGUUUGAUUGAUGCUGUAGAGAAAAAUCAAUGUAUAUAUAAUAGAUGUCAUCCUCUCCAUAAAAUGGCUGAUUAUAAGACUCAUAUAUGGAGUUUAGUUGCCAAAGAAGUCAAUUAUGGAGGACCGGCGGUAGAGUUGGAGCGUAAAUGGAGACAUAUGAGAGAUCGAUAUGUCAGACUUCGAAAAGUUGUUAAAACAACACAGCCACUCAAAAAAACGGAUAAAUGGUAUUUUUAUUAUCAAAAAAUGUCAUUUCUCGAUCCUUACGUUGAACAUCGUAAUAGACGGAAGAGAGGAGAAAUGUUGACGAGUAUGUCAAAUCCGGAAAGAGAAGAAGUCGCUCAUCAAGAUUGCCCAACCGAUAGUUUCACUGAUCGCCAGGAAGAAGAUGGAAGUGAUUCUGGUGAAGGCGAAACAGAGAUCGAUCCUUUGAAAGGAUUUUAUGCUUCUUUCCUUAGUUCAAAUAAUAGUAAUAAUAUAUUGGUUAAUACUCCGGAGGCUCCUCUCCCAAAACUGGAAGCGUCGGAUAUACAGAAGCCAUCACCUCCUGCUCCGGUAGCAUCAACGUCUGGAACGUCUCUCCAUCAAUUGCGUAAACGUAGAAUGGAUGAAGGUGAAGAUGAAUUAGAAGAUACAGAGGUUUCUCUGUUUGUUCGGUCAAUUCAUAAGACUUUAUCAGGGAUGGACGCAAGGACAUUCGCUCUGGCUCGUCUCGAAAUUUCCCGAGUUUUAUUUGAUUGUCAAUUCGGAUCGAAAGAAUCGAAAUCAUAA
This is a messenger RNA of Auanema sp. JU1783, 915 nucleotides long. The record is from the annotation of a GenBank genome assembly. NCBI's taxonomy places the organism in Eukaryota, Metazoa, Nematoda, Chromadorea, Rhabditida, Rhabditidae.